UGUCUGAGGAGCGAAAGUGCUGGCUUUUUAAAAAAGUUGAGGUCAAGUUUAAACUACUCCUCCCCUCUGUCGAGGUUUCCUUUCUUUUCACAUGGUCGUUCCUAAUAAACGUCGAAUAGGCACUCCCUAUCUAUUCUCCCCAUGCCUGCCUUUCACAUUCUGCACCAUCCAUGCACUCCACCGGUCCCACCUUGCUGCCAUCAGCGCCACGGCCUGUGCCCUCUGGUCGCUUUAGAGACCAUGCCCACCCAUGUGCUCCUGCCUUCUUCCCCAACCAAACACCUCAUUGCCGUCAUCACCGCAGGCGUGGCCCUUCGCUUGCCCUAGAGAGCACGCUUACCCAUUGCUGCACAAUGCUGGGAUUGCCUAUCUCUCCCUACCCAACCAUGCAUCCCGACUCAAUGGUUUGCUCGUCACCGCCGCCUCCCUGUCGUGCGUGUUCUAGGAUUGGUACCCGUAUGGUGGCUACUAUAUUGCUCAACAACCAUGGAGAGUCCAAACUCCCUUCCUCUAUUUCCUAUCGUCUGUUACUGGUAUUCCUUCUUCUCCAGUGUUGCUUUCAUGUACUGUCCCCAAACUGCUCGAUCAAAUGCCAUUUACAGUCACCUUGUGCUCGAAAGUGACAUUCGAUCAAAUUUCACACCAAACCAGAAUAAUUCACACACGGGCAAGAAUCAAUUUCAUAUACUCGCGAAGUUGGAGAGCACCCCUCCCUUGAGUUUGAGUUUAUUAGCCAUUAGAAUGGUCGCCCAAAACUUGGCUAUGAUCUUCGCAAGCGUCGAUGCGGAACCACAAGUUUUUUCUUAGAAUUUUAGCAAGCAUUAUGAAUAAAAACAAUAAUAUUUAAAACUAAUUAAUUAAAAAGAACAACAAUAAAGAGUAGAAAAAGGGACUUAUGGUCACUUUCUUGGCAAUAUCGCAGUGACCGCUUGGCAGUGCUCAUGAGGGGUAUGAGUGCCAAGGGGUUAGGGCGAAAGACAGUCACAUCCUAUCCUAAAUCAUUGAUGGCUUUAGAAAAUAUUAUAAUCAUCUACUUUGGACAUGUUUCUUAUAUAUAGUUAUUGUCUUAUACUUUGAUUUUAUUUCGAAAUUUUUUUAUUUACAAAAAUAUUGUAUGGUGAUAAGCUUCAUCUCUCAAUAUCAAGAUGUCAAACAUAAUAGUUUGGGAUAUCGAUCUUGAGUGAGAUCUCGUCAAUGAACUCUUCAGAUUGUAGAAAGCCUCGAUUAUUGUCGAAAUGUUGAUCUUUUCUUUUAUAGUUUUGAAAAUCUUUUAUUUUUAAUAAUAUUACACAUUAAUAGGUCGAUCGAAAUUUUUACUAAUGAGGGUACGUGGGAUAAACCGUGUAAUAUUGAUGAUAAAAGUGAAAAGCAAUUAAAAGUUGGGGAUCAAAAGAGAUUUUUCUUAUUAAGUCAACACGGCCAAUGGAGUGGAGUGUCAUUUUGUAUCAAGAAUAUAAUUGAGUGUCAUUUGGCAAAAACUCAAGGGAGGAUAGUGUAUUUUUAUACAAUUUUAAAUUCGCUAUUUUAUUUUCUGAUACGUUUUUCU
Molecule: messenger RNA, 1546 nt
Organism: Punica granatum (pomegranate)
Lineage: Eukaryota; Viridiplantae; Streptophyta; Magnoliopsida; Myrtales; Lythraceae
Source: RefSeq, a predicted model, not a curated record